This is a messenger RNA of Andrographis paniculata, 1953 nucleotides long. RefSeq lists its product as uncharacterized. The record is from RefSeq and is a predicted model, not a curated record. Lineage: Eukaryota; Viridiplantae; Streptophyta; Magnoliopsida; Lamiales; Acanthaceae. Gene Ontology annotation, molecular function: ATP binding; protein serine/threonine kinase activity. Gene Ontology annotation, biological process: protein phosphorylation. The coding region runs from base 440 to 1120 and encodes 226 amino acids. The transcript has 8 exons. Gene Ontology annotation, cellular component: EKC/KEOPS complex; nucleus; cytosol.
CUCCUUCCUCUUCUUCUUCCCCAAUUCUGUGCUCCUCCUUCUCCUCCUUAUUCUCUCCCCAUCCUCCUCCUUCUUCUUCUUCUUCACCUACAGGUCCUUCACUGCUCCCCUGCGCCUGCGCCCUGACGGCCAGAUUAAAAAAAUAUAUAUAUAUAUAUAUAUAUGUAUAUAAUAGAUGUCGAACCGCCGGUUCAAAUACGGUUCGAACUGGCGGUUUGGCACCGAAUGAGCAACUUUAUUCUAAAAUCCCUACGUUUUAUUUGCUCUGAAGAACGCAAACAAUCCCAAAAAUAACCUAAACCACAACCUGCGCCGCGCGCCUACCCUUUCCCUUUCUUCUUCUUCUUCUUCUUCUUCUUCCAUCGUCCGUCCAUCCCGCUGCUGCAACCGCCGGAGACUUUCAGCUUGACCGGCAACUUAAAGGUUGAACAUCCUGAACAUGGAGAUUAAGUUAGAUGGAGCAGACAGUUCCUUGAUUUUGAUUAAGCAAGGCGCUGAGGCUAGGGUGUUCGAGUCAACUUUUGUUGGUAGAAGGUCCAUUGUUAAGGAACGAUUUUCUAAAAAAUACAGGCAUCCGACUUUGGACGUAAAGCUCACGGCCAAACGUCUGAAUGCAGAAGCUAGGUGCAUGACAAAGGCUAGAAAGCUCGGAGUUUCUACUCCAGUGCUCUAUGCCGUAGAUCCUCUGUUGCACACUUUAACAUUUGAGUUUGUUGAGGGUGGUUCAGUGAAAGACAUAUUCCUCGACUUUGGAUUGCACGGUAUUGUUGAAGAACGAUUAGAUGAUAUUGCAAAACAAAUUGGUGAUGCAAUUGGAAAGCUGCACGAUGGCGGGCUGAUCCAUGGAGAUUUGACAACAUCAAACAUGCUAAUAAAAAAGGAUACCAAUCAACUGGUACUCAUUGAUUUUGGACUAAGCUUCACUUCAACCCUACCCGAAGAUAAAGCUGUUGAUCUGUAUGUUCUUGAACGGGCAUUGCUAUCUAUGCACUCCUCAUGUGGAAAUGUGAUGGAUAGGAUCCUUUCUGCUUACAAGAAAUCCUCGAAACAGUGGAGCUCAACGUUGAACAAGCUAGCACAGGUUCGACAAAGAGGGAGAAAGCGCACAAUGGUUGGAUGAACCCAUCAACUGUCUACCAUGCCACUAGGUUGGGUGAUUAAGGCUUUGUAGUCCUGUUAAUGUCAAUUCUUUUGUUGAGUUUCCAAUUUUAAUUGAUUUAUUUGAUAAUAUGCCAAAUGCCACAAACUGUUCUCAUUGCCGUAUAAACUUGUUUGUCUAAAAAAAACAAUUCACGAAGGGUGUGUUUAUUACUUGGGAUAAGUUGGGAUUAUUUAAUUCCAGUGUAUUCGUGAACAUGCGAUAUUAAAUUGAUUCAUCACAUUUUAUAAAUGCCCCCUUCCUCCCGUAAGAGUAGAGCUUGGCUCGUUAAAAAUUCGAGAAAAAAUAGUAGUUCGAGCUCAGCUUGUUAGGCUUAAAUUCAAGCUCGAGCUCGACUCGUAAGGCUACUCAAGUUUGAGUUCAACUCGGAUUUUGUACAUAUUCUAUACGUUUUUUAAUAUAUAAAUUAAAUACAUCCAUUUUUAUUCAUAAUUUAUUAAAAUAAAAUAUUCAACUUAUAUUAAAAAAUAUAAAUUUUGAUAUAAAAAAAUUAUAUUGUAUUAAUAUAUAAAAUAAUAGUAUAUAAAUAUCAUCAAUAAGGAGCUAAAUAAUAGUUUUUGAGCUCGAGCUCGGCUCCUUUAUCCUGUAAAAGGAGUCGAGUCGAGUAGGACUGUUAAAGAGCCGGGUCGCGUCGGGUUUGCUUGCGAGCUAUUCGGUUCAUUCAACUGAUGAAUCUAAAAGUAAAUCCAUGUGGUUGGUUAACAUAAUAACAUUGCAGAUUUUGUGCUUUUCUGUUGAUUAAUUUCACUGUGCAGACACACCAGAAGAAAUCUGAAGAAGGGGUAGGGUGGGGU